This is a messenger RNA of Dentiscutata erythropus, 734 nucleotides long. The record is from the annotation of a GenBank genome assembly. Lineage: Eukaryota; Fungi; Glomeromycota; Glomeromycetes; Diversisporales; Gigasporaceae.
AAAAACAAGAUAAUAACAGUUCCAGUGGAAUUUCGGAAGCUCCAACACACUUCAAUUCAAAAUGAACAUCCCCCGAAGGUUACUCAACCCGCCGCCGAAAACAACAAUGAUUCUGAUGAGUCAGCUUCGGAUGAAGAAUCUGAAAGUGAGUAUAAAGAAGAAGAGCUAGAGGAAAGACUCUUCAGUUUUUUAGAAGAAGAAAAGCAACGGCCUGCAACUCCGAGAAAUGAAGAUUCAAAUGAUGAAUCGGUGGUCUCCCAAUAUAAUGAACAACCCAAAGGUGUAGAGUCACAUAAAGCAUAUGGAACCUGUGCAGUGAUGAUAAUUACGGACGAGAAGAGGAUGAAGACCUCUUUGAUUCCGAUAAUGGUUCCUCUGGAAAUGAAGACGAGCUCACUGACUCGGAAAAUGAUGAAGGAAUUUUAUCUCAAUGAACAAGAAGAGCCCUCCUAUGAGUUGGAUAUAGGAAAGCUUGAUGAUGACAACCAUGAUAAGAUAGAGAAGUUAUUAAUGGGUUAUAAACUCAUGAAUAAUAUUAUGGGAAGAAUUAAUAUGUUGUUAGGAGAUUUGCCUGUGGCGCAAAGGGAAGCCAGAGAAAAGACUACUAAGGCCCAACAGGAAAAUUGGAAGAAAGAUAGGAAGGUCCCUUUUUUAUUCACGACGUUCUUGGAAAAGCCUGAAGGUGAUUCAGAACCAGAUCGUCCCUCGCAGGAGCUCAGAAAUUCAGAAAGAGA